Brachypodium distachyon (stiff brome) is the source of this 1849-nucleotide messenger RNA. RefSeq names its product disease resistance protein RPP13-like. Gene Ontology annotation, molecular function: ADP binding. NCBI's taxonomy places the organism in Eukaryota, Viridiplantae, Streptophyta, Magnoliopsida, Poales, Poaceae. The transcript has 2 exons. Bases 71 to 1822 code for a protein of 583 amino acids. The record is from RefSeq and is a predicted model, not a curated record. Gene Ontology annotation, biological process: defense response to other organism.
ACCACUACUACGCACUGACUUGUCAGCCAAACAAGAAAGCAAACCAGUCAGAGUUAGAGCAAGGAGAGCCAUGGACAUCACCACGGGAGCCAUGGCCUCGCUCCUCCCCAAGCUGUACGAGCUUCUCAAGGAGCAGUACAAGCUUCACAAGGGCGUCAAGAAAGAAGUGCAGUCUCUCUCGAAAGAGCUCUCAAGCAUGCACGCUGCCCUCCGCAAGGUGGGGAGGGUGCCGCGGGAGCAACUCGACGAGCAGGUCAAGAUCUGGGCAGACGAUGUGCGGGAGCUGUCGUACAACAUGGAGGAUGUUGUCGACACCUUCCUUGUGCGCGUCGAGGGCUCUGAGCCGGCUGCCGACCUGGAUGGUUUCAGGUCGCUCAUCAAGAAGAUGAGCAAUCUGUUCAAGAAUGGCAAGGCUCGACAUCAAAUUGCUGAUAUGAUCAAAGACAUCAAAGACCAAGUUCAUGAUGCGGCUGCCCGGCGUGAUAGGUAUAGGGUCGACAGUGUUGUUGCUAAUCCAGAUGCAACAGCCGGUACACUCGACCCUCGCCUAUCCGCUAUGUACAACAAGCUGAGUGACCUAGUUGGCAUCGGUGAACCAAGGGACGAGAUAAUCAAGAGGUUAACAGUGAAGAAUGAUGGGGUGGAAACAGUCUCCAUUGCUGGAUUUGGAGGACUGGGCAAGACAGCUCUCGCCAAAGCAGUGUAUGAUAGCCUCAAAGCCGAAUUCCAUUGCACAACAUUUGUUUCUGUGUCUCAGAAUCCUGAAAUAACAAGAAUCUUCAAGAAGAUGCUCCAUAUGCUCGAUGAGGACAAGUAUGCCAACAUCAACGAAGCAUCCUGGGAUGAAACACAACUCAUCGAUGAACUAAGGAAGUUCCUUCAGAACAAGAGGUACCUCAUUGUCAUUGAUGACCUAUGGAAAAUACAAUCUUGGAAAACCAUCAAAUAUGCUCUCGUGGAGAAUAGCUGUGGAAGUAGAAUAAUCACAACCACUCGUGAUUUUGAUAUUGCUGACCAAGUUGGUGGUUCUUAUAAAUUGAAACCACUGAGCCUAGAGAGCUCUAAAGUAUUAUUUUAUGGAAGAAUCUUUGGCUCCGAAGAAAAAUGUCCUGAACAAUUGGCUGAAGUAUCUUUAAAGAUUUUGAAGAAAUGUGGUGGUGUACCGUUGGCGGUCAUUACCAUGGCUAGUCUUUUGACCGUAGCCAGUAAAACACCAAACCCAAGGGAGUGGGAUCAGGUGUGUGACUCUAUUGGUUCUGGUCUUGGAAACAAUCCUGAUGUGAAGGAUAUGAGAACGAUAUUGUCCCUAAGCUAUUAUAACCUACCUUCCCAUCUAAGGACUUGCUUAUUGUAUCUAGCCAUAUAUCCUGAAGAUUAUGAGGUCCCAAGAGAUUGUUUGAUAUGGAAAUGGAUAGCCGAAGGUUUUAUCCCAGAAAACAUUAAGGAUGGCCGAAGCUUAUUCGAGGUUGGGGUGAGUUACUAUAAUGAGCUUAUAAGUAGAUGCAUGAUCCAGCCCAUUGAGUAUCCUGAAGGUUGCCGUUUGCAUGACAUGAUGCUUGAACUCAUUUGUUCAUUGUCAAGCGAAGAGAACUUUGUUAGUAUAUUGGAUCAUAUUGAGGAUAUCACAUCCCCUCAAAGAAAUUCUAGGCGGACAUCACUCCAGAAUAAAAGGGAAAAUCAUCAAACCACAACUCCUUUUUGUAUGAGCGUAACACAAGUGAGGUCUGUUACUGUCUUUCGACCAGCUAUUGAUCUAUUACCACCUCUUUUGAGCUAUGGAGUUUUACGUGUGCUGGAUCUGAGUGGAUGUGAUUUGGAGUAAAGUGGCCAUCUUAGGCUUAAGUAUAUU